Molecule: messenger RNA, 591 nt
Organism: Lathyrus sativus (Indian pea)
Lineage: Eukaryota; Viridiplantae; Streptophyta; Magnoliopsida; Fabales; Fabaceae
Source: the annotation of a GenBank genome assembly
AUGCGGCAUCCAUCUGAUGGUGAGGCAUGGAAACAUUUUGAUAGGGUAUAUUCUGAUUUUGUUGUAGAACCUAGAAAUGUCAGGCUCGGACUAUGCUCUGGUGGACCAUCAAGUCCUAAAUUUGGAAUCGAUGUUUAUUUACAAUCUUUAAUAGAUGAUUUGAAGAGGUUGUGGACUGGAGAAUGGACAUAUGAUAUAUCUCGCAAACAAAAAUUUACUUUACGAGAUGCCUUGAUGUGGACUAUUAAUGACUUUCCCGCUUAUGGAAUGUUAUCUGGUUGGGGUACGCAUGGAAAAAUGCGAUGUCCACAUUGCAUGGAAUUUACAACGGCUUUUACUUUAGAAUUUGGAGGGAAAAGUUUGUGGUUCGACUGUCACCGCAGAUUCCUACCAUUAGACCAUGUCUUUAGAAGAAACAAGACUGAUUUCAAAAAAGAUGUACGAGUAAAAGAUUUGCCUCCUCCGCGAUUGUCACCAGAGGAAAUAUGGAAUCGAGUUUCUAAACUGCCAAAAUUUACAGAUUAUGGUGAAGCAUGCAGAAUUCAAGGAUAUGGGGUCAAACACAAUUGGACAAAAAGAAGUAUAUUUUAG